This is a messenger RNA of Brassica oleracea var. oleracea, 5145 nucleotides long. RefSeq lists its product as uncharacterized. The transcript is spliced from 36 exons. Bases 1 to 5145 code for a protein of 1714 amino acids. The record is from RefSeq and is a predicted model, not a curated record. NCBI's taxonomy places the organism in Eukaryota, Viridiplantae, Streptophyta, Magnoliopsida, Brassicales, Brassicaceae.
AUGGAGAUUCUCGAUUCUGUUUCGAGUCUUUUUAUCCCUUUCAAGGUUGUGCUUAGUCUUGAGUUACUCUGUGAAUGUAACAUUGUAAAUGUCUUCACUUUGAACCAAGGUCAGCGAAGGAGUGAGAGUAUCAUUGUACUGGAUUUAUUUGUUGGAACCAUCCACACCCGUGCUGGCUAUAUCGAGGAAGUGUUCGAGCACAGGGUGACAAAUGUGGUUCUCAAUGGGAAUGGAUCUAACUUUCUCGGCGAAGAGAUUGACGGCGACUCUCACGACGGCGAUUCUAACGAUGGCGGCCACUCUCACGACGACGACGAGAAAAGGUCUUCUCUCUCACGAGUUACGACGUCUCUCUGGAAAGAGCAUCUGGUGACGGCGAAUAACAAUCACACUACACGAUUCAAAAUCUCAUCUCAAAAAUGUCGUCUUUUCUUCACGAUUCUUCUCUUCACGAUUCUCCUCUUCGCAAUUCUCCUCUUCACGAUUCUCAUCUUCACGAUUCUCUACAACAACGAGUUUUGCACAACCUUGAGAUUGCCUGGGAGGGUUUAUGAAGCUGGAGAACCACCAGAUAAUUCCAAAGCGAUAAUCCAUCACUCAAAGAUUGAUUAUGUCGAGAAGGUAGAAGAUAUAUUAGGAAAAGAAGAGUUCUCUUUGAUAGAGAACUCUCACAUUGGGAGCAUUUUGAAGGUGGUUAAAAGGAGUAGGGUUCAAUUUCCAGAAGAGUUGUUCCAUUUUCUAAUGCAGCAAAGAGUAUUGACGCAAGGAGAGGAUCUCUGGUUUACUUUCUCGGACCAGCCUAUGAGGUUUUCACUAAGGGAAUUUCAUCUGACAAUAGGCUUACGUUGUGAGGAAGAUCAAACAAUAACAGAGUCACAGUUCAAAAUAAUGAAGAAGCCAUACCUUUGGAUGCUGGGCAAGGAUGAUAGGUUUACGGUGAGAACGUUGUAUGAAAUGUUUAAAGAGAAAGCACGAAGCAUGCCAACACUAGAAAGAGUAUCCCUUGGAACAACAAUAAUCACAGAAGCGGUGGCCUGGGGUAAAACUGCUUAUAGCAUCUUGAUGAGAAGUGUAAAAAGUUUGAGUGCAAGUUCCUGGACAGGAGAUAGUUAUGAAGUGAGUGGUUUUACGCUAGCCAUAAAUUUGUGGGCAAUGUCAUCAGUGCAUGUGCUGGUUAGCACAGUGAUUGGAUUGGCUGAGGAAUACAAACAUUUGGUGGGGGCAACACAUAGUGACGAUGCUGACUUUCACAGUGUUGUGAAACUAGUUCAACAAGGAUACAAAAUGAAGAGAAGCGAUUGGGAGCAAGGUUUUGCGGAUAUGUUUGUUGCAACAGAAGAUAUAGGUCAACAACGCAAGACAAAAGACGAAGAUGCAGAGCAUUGUGAAGAUCUGAACCAUAGUGAAGAUGAAGAGGAAAAGAAAGAUGAAGAGUAUCAAAAGGAUAAGGAGCAAAGAAAAGAUAAAGAUCAUUCUAUGUAUAACAGCGAGAAACUUGAUAAGCUAAUCCAAAUGGUUCGUAAUUUGGAUAAGCGAGUAGUGGUGAUCCAGAAUGUUUUAGGAGUUAAGUUUAAUGACGGUUCACCAAACAAAGAAGAUUGUGAGAAAGAAGCUAGUUCUGGUGAUAGAAGAACUGCACAAGAUUAUGAAAAUGAAGAAGAUACAAUUGAUGAAGAAGCAAAUUCUGGUGAUAAAAAAAAUGCACUAAAUGAUGAAAAUGAAGAAGAGAUAUGUGAUGAAGAAGCAAAAUCUGGUACAGAGCAUCUAAGGGAAGAAGAGAAUAUUCUUGGGGAAAAUGAGACUACACAGAAAAUCACUCAAGACGAAGACACAGACACAGAAAAAUUUGAAGCAGAAAGUUGCUUGAAACAAACGUCGCAGGUUACGUGGCCUACUCCAACAUUAAAUACUCCAAACUUUGAUACAAGGGUUACAUCGCCUACUCUAACAUUUACGUCUCCUAAGUUUGAUCUUCUUUCCCAAGAAAGUCGUCAUAGUGGAAAGGGUACAAAUGAGGUUCUUAUGAGAGAUAUUUGUGAGAUUCCUGUUUUUCAACCUCUAAUGAAAAUUAAUAAGAGAUUGGUACAACAAGACAGCCAGGUAAACGAAGAUGUUGAGCCUCCACUUCAAAAGAAGAUUAAAGCUGAUACAGAUAAUGUUCCACUAAGAAGAAGUGAAAGAGGUCAAAUACCAUCUACUCAUACACAACCCCCAUUUACAGGAGCAAGGAAGAAACAUCCGAUUCUUCAUCCCUUUGAGCCAGCUGAUAAAACAAGAAAGGAAAAGAUGAGAGAAUGGAAAAUGAAACUGAGAAUCAAUCAAGAGAUAGUAACCGCAAAGUGGUUUUCAGAUAUUGAAACUCCCGGAAAAAAACUUUCAAAAACGCAUAUUGAAGCAGGUUUGGAGUUGCUGAAACUAAGAAAGAAAAACAAUCCAGACUUGUUUCUGAACAAAACUGACUUAGUUGUUGGAGUGAAGUUUCUUGAAGAAAUAGAUGAGCUUUAUGAUGAGUUUUUAGAUGACAAGAAAGGUUUCCAAUUUGGAGCAGGAUUUGACAAGUACAACAUAGAGAAGAAUAUCAACUUCCUCUAUUGCAGUAGAAGAAAAGUAUUGGCAAUGAAGUUCACAGAUGCGAGUUUGGUCCCUUAUAUAAAUGCAUAUGCGAUGGCUCUCCCAUUCAUGAUUCGCAACUUCUUCAAAGAUGUCAGCAUGGAUACAAGCAAGUUCUCGAUAAAAAUUGCAUCUGAAGGUUUCCCACAGGUUCUUAAAAUAGAAGAAAGUGGAGUUUAUGCAUUAAAGCUGAUAGAGUGCCAUGCAAUGUGUUGUGAAGUAGAAGUAUCUCUUCAAGAAGAUGGGUUCAAAGGUUCUUGGCUUAGAGCUAUCCUCGAGCAAAAUCCGACGAGAGUGGAAGGAGAAAAGCUCCGGGGUUGUUACAAAAAUUUGCUCCACGAAGACGGUAUAAUUCCUUGCAAGGAAACUAUUGAAAGAUGUUUUAUUCGGACGGUCCCGCCAGAGUGUCUGAAUGAGGGUGUCGUAUUCAAGGAAGGGUCGGUGGUGGAUGCUUAUUUUAAUAAUGGUUGGUGGACUGGUGUUAUCAUAGUUGAAAGGCCAGAUGGUAGUUUUUUGGUUUACUUUGAUGAUCCACCAGACAUAAUGAGAUUCAUCAGAAACCAACUGAGACCUCAUGUUGAUUGGAUCGGCUCUGAAUGGGUCAAAAGCAAAAACAAGCUUAUAUAUGAUUGUUUUGGAAUUGAAGGUAUUGAGUUAACACAUGUUAAGAACAGGGAAGUUGGUGGAAAUGACCCGCCAUCCCCUCCUCGAGAUCUUUGUGAAGAGUACAGUCUGAACGACUUUGUUGAAGUGGUUGUUACACAUGGGUGGCGCAAAGGUCGAGUGACGGAAAUUCUCAUUGAAAAUAAUUACAAAGUGUAUUUCGAUGCCACAAAAGAGGAUGCGGUUUUUAAUUACACUGAGAUUAGGCUGUCAAUGGAGUGGCUAGGUGGUGGUAGUUGGAUUCGCGCACGUGAAACGAUGAGUAAAUCUGAUGAUAAGAUUGCUUUGCCAAAAAGAAUCUCCGAACCUGGUACAAAUGGAGGCGUAUUGGAUAGAAUUAACAAGCGCUCCAACCUGAAGUUGGUUGGUAAAGUUGAAAACGUUUUGGACAAAGAAUUCAAGAACCUUGAAGAUUCAUUCUUGGCUCCGCUAUGGGUGUUAUCUUCUGUGAAUCAACUAGGCAUGUUCUUUGGUAUUAGGGAUGAUGAAAUUCAGUUUCCCUUGUACUUGCAUUGGAUAAAAAUAAAAUCGCUUACUAUUGAAGAGGUUAACAGAUUCGACAAAUUGGAGAAGGUUGAUGUCAAAUGUAUCCUUGGAGAUCCCGAAUUGCAUAGCGACUUGGUUGAAGAUGUAGACAGUGAAUUCGGAAGAGUUGUUGAUCAUGUCAAAAGAGGAUAUCGUUUAAAGAGACAAGAUUGGCUUAAUGGAAGUGUCGACAUUGUCGUUGCUGAAGCUGAAGUGGACGAAAAUAAUUCUGCUCCUGGGAUUGAUGCAACUGAUCAAGAAAAGAUUGAAUUCCUCACUAAGAAAGUAGUGUCUCUUGAAGAAAAAGUGAAGUACCUUGAAGGUCUUUUGAACAUUCGUGGAGAAACAGAAACUAAGAAGUCAAAAGAAACUGAAGCCGCCACAAAAACCAAGAUAAAUGGACAGAAUGCCGAUUAUGAAGUUGGUGACACAGAAGUUUUACAAGAUUAUAUAGAUGCAAAAAGACAGAAAAUCGCUAAGGGAAAGAAGAAAGGUGUAAGACCUUCAGGUGAAGUAGACCAUCAAGUAGAAGAUGAUACAGAAGUCGAACACGGUGCUAUAGAAAAUGACACAUCAAAAGUCAAUGAAGGACAGACACAAGAGGAAGAGGAACACCAAGUAGAAGAUGAUGCAGAUGUGGACGACGGUGCUAAAGAUGAAGAAGUGAAUGAGGAUGAAGAAGUAAAUGAGGAUGCAUCUAAAAAGCCCGUGAAGGUUACAAAGAAACGUGGAAGAGGAAAUAAGGGAAAUAAGAAAAGUGUUAAACCUCCACGUGAAGUACAACAACAAGUAGAAGAUGAUGCAGAAGUCGGUGAUAAAGAGAGUGAAAAUUCAGAAACCAAUGAAGAUGGAGAAGGAAAUGAGGAUGCAUCUAAAAAGAUCGUGAAGGGAAUGAAUAAAGGUGUAAGACCCCCACGUGAAGUACAACAACAAGUAGAAGAUGAUGCAGAAGUCGAUGCUAAAGGAAAUGAAAAUUCAGAAACCAAUGAAGAUGGAGAAGGAAAUGAGGAUGCAUCUAAAAAGAUCGGGAAGGUUACAAAAAAACGUGGAAGAGGAAAUAAGAGAAUGAAUAAAGGUGUAAGUCCCCCACUUGAAGUACAACAACAAGUAGAAGAUGAUACAGAAGUCGAUGCUAAAGGAAAUGAAAAUUCAGAAACCAAUGAAGAUGGAGAAGUGAAUGAGGGUGCAUCUAAAAAGCCCGUGAAGUUUACAAACAAACGAGGAAGAGGAAAUAAGGAACCUAACGUUGGCAUCCCCAAAUCAAAAAGACAAAAGAAACAAUCUGAGAAAGAUUCAGCUGGUGAUGUGAUCGAACGUGUAUUGGAAGAUCUGAAAACAUCCGAUUAG